Molecule: messenger RNA, 845 nt
Organism: Lucilia cuprina (Australian sheep blowfly)
Lineage: Eukaryota; Metazoa; Arthropoda; Insecta; Diptera; Calliphoridae
Exons: 2
Coding region: 272-631 (119 amino acids)
Source: RefSeq, a predicted model, not a curated record
AGACAAAUUUACCAGUGUGUUAACGGAGAGCUAUGAGCUAUCCUGCCCGUUGAGAUUUCCGGGUAGGCAUAAGCAACCUAAGUGGUGGACCAGGGAACUACGUGAUCAAAGGUCGACGGUUAGAAGGUUGUUUAAUAAGGCAAAGCUUACUAGACUUCCGGAAGAUUGGAACAACUACAAAGUGAGUUUCAAUAAGUAUAAGGGAGAGAUCAAAAGAGCAAAACAGAUAUCAUGGAGGAACUACUGUGAAUCUGUUGGCAACGUAAAUGAGAUGUCUAGGUUCCGUAGAAUUUUAGCCAAAGACCCCAAGGCCUUAGGUUACAUUCAGCGUGAAGACAACUCGUGGACGGAGUCCAGCUCAGAGACACUCUCUUUGCUUAUGGAAACUCACUUCCCAGGUUGUGCUGAUAUAGAUGAUAGGGACUUAAGUCAGGGGGGUCCAAGGACCUGGGGCUUCUAUUCAUCUGGUCAUAUUGAUGAAAUAGUCACUAGGGACAAAUUGGGCUGGGCGGUGAACACUUUUGACCCAUAUAAAUCACCGGGUCCGGAUGGUGUUUUUCCGGCCAUGAUAUUUUCAAGAGGUGUCUCCUCACGGGAUACCUUCCAAGAAGGUGGAGAGAGGUUAGGGUAAUCUUUAUUCCUAAGGCCGGUAGGGCAUGCCACUCGAAACCUAAGGAUUUCAGGCCUAUCAGCCUAUCGUCUUUUAUACUGAAGACUUUAGAACGUCUGAUAGAUCUUUAUCUCAGGAGCAAUAUAGAUACCCGUCUUAUUAGCAACGCUCAACAUGCCUACCUAAAGGGUAAGUCGGUUGAGAGUGCGUUACAUGAGGUGGUUGGUUGUAUUGA